GUUGUAGGCAGGAGGAAGGGCGGAAGUGGAAUCCUGGACCACACCCAUCCAGACAGGAGAGCGAGAGCCAUGGGAGGUGUGGUGUCUGAAGCACAGGUACAUAGAGAAGAGGAUGAAAUUGUGGGUUCUCAAGUAUGACUGCUUAAAUCCUUGACUUCUUCAUUUUUGUAACUUCUACCUAUACUUUCAUCCGUGAGCCCACCAUCCUUUCCCCUGCCACUGUAGGAGAUGAUCUUAUUUAUUGUGGAAUACCUGCUGCCUAGCAAAAUACCUGACAUAGUAGGUGCUCAAUAAAUAAUUGGUGGAUCCAUGAAUGAAUGAAUUCAGUGCAAACCUGGCUUCUGAAUAAACCUGAAGAUUGUGAUAUAAUUUCUUUGACUCUCCAGCCAUCCAGUGCCCAGAAUUAUUUGCUCCAGAGUGGGGAAGCCUGGCUUGUUCUGACACCCAUAAGGAAUUCAGGGUUGGCUCCACCUGUCAUUUCUCCUGUAACAAGGGCUUUAAGCUGGAGGGACCCAAUAAUGUUGAAUGCACAGCUUCUGGAAAAUGGACAGCACCUCAACCAACCUGCGAAGCAGGCAUAGUAUCAGCUCGUACUUCAGAGGUUCGAUGCCCGGCCCUCAUCACUCCAGGGCAAGGAACAGUGUCCUGUAGGCAUCCUCUGGGAACCUUUGGUUUGAAUACCACUUGUUACUUUGGAUGCAAAGCUGGAUUCACACUCAUGGGAGACAGUGCUCUCAGAUGCAGACCUUCAGGACAAUGGACAGCAGGAACUCCGGCAUGCAGAGUGGUCAAAUGCUCAGAGCUGCAUGUUAUUGAGCCAGGCAUGAUGAACUGCUCCAACCCCUGGGGAAAUUUCAGCUAUGGAUCAACCUGUAGCUUCCAUUGUCCAGAGGGCCAGUUACUUAAUGGUUCAGCGAGAACAGCAUGCCAAGAGAACGGCCAGUGGUCAACUCCCAUGCCAGCCUGCCAAGGGCCGUUGACAAUCCAGCAAGCCCUGACUUACUUUGGGGGAGCAGUGGCUUCUACAAUAGGUUUGGUGACGUGUGGGACAUUGCUGACUCUGCUAAGAAAGCGCUUCAGACAAAAAGAUGAUGGAGAAAACCCCUUGAACCCUCAAAGCCACCUAGGAACAUAUGGAGUUUUUUCAAAUGCUGCAUUUGACCCAAGCCCUUAAGCUCAGUGAGUAGUUGAGUAUUCUGCCGAGAUAGCAGAAUAUCUGGAUCUAGAAAGAGAUUAUGUUGAUCCUCGGGGGACAGAUAUGCUGAGAGCUAGCUGGCUCGCUUGCUUUUAAAGAAAAUAUCGUUAUUUUCAUUUCUUUCGUCUCAUCUUCAGAGACCUGUCCUGCUGGUCUCUUCCCUCAACCUCCAUAGGAUCCUAUUUUUGAACAUCACGCUUCCUGCCAAACUUGACUUCUACUGUAGCAUAUGCGUGGCAGUUUUCUGGAAAUACUUGUUGAAUAAGGACAUGGAGUUUCCUGUAGAUUAGUUCUGGAUGAGAGCAGAAAGAUUGUGUCACAAGCCCAAACUCUCCACCCACCACCCCUUCCUGCUCCACCUCUUCCUUAAGCCUCAGAAGCCAGGACUGAAUGUCUGCGGUGAUCUGUGGGCUUUGCCCAGCUGUCCCUUCUUGAGGACUAAUUAACCAGAGACUGAAGCAUCUGACUUACCAGAAGACCAGACUGUGGAAAAAUAAAAAUGCUUCUUUAUUUUUGGAUUGGAGGAAGGCAUACUCUGCUUUGUUGGAAGGCAGGUGGUGUCUGUGACUUGAGGGAAUUUCUAUAAGAUCUUCUGAGGUGUCCAGUGCUUGCUGUUUAUGAAGCCUAUUAUACCCUCGCUGCAAGGCCUCCAGCGAGGCCUCUGGAUGGCACCAGAGAGUGCAGAAGACCAAGAAUCAAGAUAGGAAGGCACAUGUCACCUUCCCUCCACUGGUCACUCUCCCCAAAAGAACCUCAAGACCAAAAUUCAAAUGUGCAAUUAAAAAGAUUCUUCCCAAAUGCCAUGCUAUAUUAUUUGAUGUUUUGUUCAAUAAGAUCUGUGUACAUCAUUUUGUUUACAUCAAUGUAAUGCACAAUUACUGAUGUCCCAAUUACAACUUGACCCUUCAUUCAGUCAGCAAAUAUAUACCAUAUCACUGCCCCCCCCACAAAAUCAAAGAAGAAAAAAAUCAGAAAUCCAAGAAGCAGAAAAAAUCCUCAUCACCUGAACGCCCUAUAAGGAAGAACAGAUGUUAUUUAUUAAAUCACAUGUUUAAUAUGUAGAUUGUUGAAAGUUACAUAGUAGUUAUCUGGAACUGAUGCAAAAAAAAAAAAAA
This is a messenger RNA of Leptonychotes weddellii (Weddell seal), 2310 nucleotides long. The record is from RefSeq and is a predicted model, not a curated record. Lineage: Eukaryota; Metazoa; Chordata; Mammalia; Carnivora; Phocidae.